Amoebophrya sp. A120 is the source of this 6503-nucleotide messenger RNA. Lineage: Eukaryota; Dinophyceae; Syndiniales; Amoebophryaceae. The record is from the annotation of a GenBank genome assembly.
AGUUCAUUAACUGCCUGUGUAAUACGCAGGCCAACACACAGAAGAUCUCCAACGCGCCACGCAAGCUCGAGUUGUUCGAUGGUGAUGCCUCGCAUUACCACUAGAAGAAGUCUUACUCACGCUCACCCUCCCGCCUUCAUUUAGUUCUGAUUUUCAUGAUAUCGCUCUUCAUCUUCUUGUCGCACGACACCAGAAAUUUUGCUAAUGUCCUCGAUUGUGUACGAUGCUAUUCUGUUUCUGUAUGUACAUGCUAAAAAGUGUAAGUAAUGAUUAGAAGUUGUGCCAGCACGUAGAAAAACUGGCAAGUAGUUGUUGUAACGAUGACUAGAUGUUGUCGUACACACUGUCACAGUGAAAUUAAUCGUCGAUUUCGAUUCGUCGAUGAAUGAGCAGUAGACAUCACGACGCUAGUUUCGCAGAAUUCAUCGAUUUCGCCUUCGCUCGUAUUUGUCAGAAUAAAAGCAAACAGACCACGACGAGCAAUCUUCGACUACUAGGCUGCGCUGUCGCCGGACAAUGCCAAUGGUCAGAAGUCUGUUUACCGGUUCUAGAGACUCGAUAUCGACCAUUGAGGUCGUGUCCUGUUCUGCUUCUCGAUGCGAGCAGCUCGCGCCGUGGGUGGACACUAAGAAGUGUAACCUCGAAGAACAACCCAGCUGCGAAUAAAACAAGGCUACGUUCUUGCUGUCAACGUCAGCCUCAGCGACAGACGAUCCUAGAAGAAAGGAACUGCGUGUGAGCUGAUAACUUUUGGGUUGAGGCGACGAUUUGUCGUGUGGAAGACUUGUGGUCAUCUUCAGGGUGAGUCACCUCCGAAAGACAGACCACGUGAGCACCAAGAAUCUGGCAUCUACGUAGGGGAAAUGAAGUUUUCCUCGUACUUCGUGCUGUCCGCAGGGGCGGCAAUGCUAAACUGCCUGCAUGCCUGGAGUGUACACGAGCAGUUCUACCCUGCGGUGAUCCACCUGGCCAGCGACAAAGUACAAGCUGUUUUCCGACGAAAAAUGCUGUGUGACUGCGGCAAGAAUAGAAAAGCAUCUCAAGAGCAUUUUUACUAGGUGUGUCUCUACAUCUGGUUGUGGAAAGGGUUCGUUGCAAAAGUAACCCUCUACGUCAAAUUACAAAAGGAAUGAAAAUUAUGAACCAAAAACAGGUGAGCCUUGCCGUCCUGUACAACUUCCUUUUCUCGCUGUUCGUCAUGCUGGGAUGGCUAACGCUCAAGUUCUUCAUCGGUAAGCCUAGUUGUUCUACUGAGUGCGACGUUUGGUGCAUCUUCCUGAACGUGAAUCAUACCUGAUCUUCAGGAUCGAUCAUGUUUUUCUUCACCUAUGAUGAAAAUACUAUAUCGGCUUUCGCUUUAUUCUUUUUCUUGCAACUACAAAAAUGAAUUGCUUCAUAAUCUUUCAGGGCGACUUCGCGACCUGGAGAUCGAGCAGCUGAUUGACAGUGGCCGGGGGUUUCUCGCGGACACAAUCCUUUUUCUGGUGUUCUACUCCCCGACGAUCGACCAAAAAGAGGUGGCCACGCUGAGCCUGAUGCAGUUCAUCGUCGGGGUGAUUUUUUUGAAGAUGUUUCACCUGAUCGCGCAGAUCCGGGUGACCCACAUGUUCGAGAUCGGGGCCCCGAAGAAAUCCGUGAAGAUAAAACUCGCGGUGCUCAUGCUGCUGCUCAUUCUGGUCGACAUCGCGACGCUGCAAAGGUUCUACGCCGCGAGCGGACGGCACUCGACCUUUUACACCUGGAUUCUGUUCGAUAUGGGGUUCUCAAACGUUACAUUCUCAACUGUUACAUGGAUCUGUCAUGCAAAAACACCAUCAUCAUCCUCACGAUAAGGCUGCUCCGCAUGACAAAUUUGCGAAGGGCUAAGCCGCGCCUAAAUCUGCGUGAAACUUGUAAUGCAAGAGGCGCAAUCUUUCUCCUUUCACUUUUGCCAGUCUUGCAUUACAAAUUCAUGUAACGGUUGAGAAUGUAACAUUUGAGAACUCCAUAUUCGAGUCCUUCUCCAUGGCCGCAAUGAUCGUCGUCACUAUGCUCAAGUACAGUGAAUUUCACAUAGUUUUUGUAGUUCUGGUUUGCCUUUGACGUUGGUCCUUGUCCUCUUACUAAUUUGUUCGUUACAUUAACGUCACAAGCUGCCAGUGCCAGCACGGCAGGUGCUGCAAGAUAGAUACAGAUGCAAAGGAAGUGUUGGUUCUGAUUGUCCUCCAAGUAGAUGAAAUAGAAGAAUGGACACGACUACCACAGGUAUGUGCUCCACCUCAUUGACACUUCACUGGAGCACGGGUGGCCGGGCAAAGCCGCCUACAUCUUCUACCUCGAGCUGCUCGGCGAUGUGGUGUCCAUGACGAUCUUUUUGUGCUUCAUGAGCGUCUUCUUCAUCCAGAAUCCGAGCAGGCUGCCGAUCUACAUGAUGGCGGAUAUCAUCCAGGUGGCGCGCCAGCUCACGACCAGGCUGAGGAACUUCCGAAAGUACUACAGUUUCAGUUACCGUUCGAUGUCCACAACUACCUAUUCCGUGCAUAGAAAUAUGAUGGGAUGUGGGUUUUGGUUCUGCUUCUGCUUUUGGUAUGACUAUUAUAAAUACAGACUCACAAUGCUGGUACUUAUAUGAACUGUGCACCGUUUAAUUUGCGCGGAAAAAGUAAGAAGUUCUAGGUCUAGCUGAGUGAGCGAGAACGUGAAUGCGCACCACUAAGUUUUUACGCCGUCAAUCUUACAAUCAGGUAUCGUUGCAUUAUGGCGGAUUUCGAAUCGAAGUUUCGCAUGGCGGACGAGGAAGAGCUGAAGGCUGCGGAAACUUGUAUCAUUUGUCGCGACGACUUAAACGAAGGGAGCGUCAUUCUGCCGUGCAACCACAUCUUUCACGUGGAUUGCCUCAAAUCAUGGCUGGUAUAAUGUUUUGUCUGACGUUGAGCACAGUUGAAUGUCUGAUUGAUGCAUGGUUGUGGGAAGGCAAAAUGAGAUACAACGAAUGUCGAGCUUGGCAAUAGUUUUCGCAAUGAUCAACAUCAACUCACCGCAGGUGAUGCAACAAGUUUGCCCAACUUGUCGGGCCGAGAUUCCGAUAGAGCGCGAAAAGCUGAACGAGGCUUACCGCGAGAGCGACAAAAAAGCUGGGCGCACGCCGAAGCAGGAGGCAAAUCCAUCCCGACUGGUGCAGGAUGCGGUAAGUUGAAUUCAGUAAAAAUAAACGCAAUCUCCUUGCACUUGCAGCCACACAACGCUGCAUCGUAUGUACUUAUCUUGUUUCGGACACGACUACAAGUCUCCUCCUGUUCCUGAUCGAUAGUGAAGACGAAAAUUAUUACUUUCAUACAAUCCCUACACGUACACCAGGGCGAUCACGGUGCGGGUACCAGUCAGGAGGAUCGCGACGAGGCCGCGGAAGACGGUGGGGGAGACCACGACAAAAAGCAGAAGUCCUCUAAAUCCACCGGCUGGCUGGACACUUUUAUUGGCAAAACCAAAAAGAAAGAUCAGCCUGUGGAGGACGCGCCCGCGAGCCUGCGAAAAAUCGAGCACGGGAGCAAAAACACAACCGACCCUGCCUAUGAACAAACGUACCAAACCUCCGCGAUCCGGUCCCGGCACUUCCGCGAACCCACGUCCGAAGCCGCCAGAAAACAGGCGGAACUGAUGCGGAAGCAGAACGCCGCGUUCCCACACAACAGUGCUGGGUCGUCUUCCAGUAGCAGCUCCUCCUCGCGGGGUCCUCGUGGUCGGCCACCGCCCGGGAAAGAGAUCGACACAUCGACGACGUCUCCCGCAACCGCUUUAUUUCAAACGGAGCAAGCCGCCCCUGCCUGGGCCACCUUGCGAGACCAGAUGGCAGCCGACGACAGCACGGGCAGUCCGCAGUACGGCGGGCCACUUUCGCCCUCAACUAGUGCUGCGCUUUUUGGGGGCGACCCAAAUUUUUAUCCACCUCCUGGAUCGUCUUCCUCUUCGCAGCCGGAACAACAGUUUCUUUCACCGGUAAAAAGCCCGCAUGGCAUGCUGCCAGACGCCGCAGGUGGCCCGCCUCCACCGCCUGCUCUUGGUUCGCUUUACAACUAUCCCCCCGGAACAGGUGGACCUGUCGCGACGUCACUGCCUUUCCCCACGCAUUCCGCGUUUGCGCCUCCCCCAGCAGGCGCCGAGCACCUGCUCCCCCCGGGCUACAAUAUCUACAACCAGAGGCCAACGCCCGCGACCGGUUCGUCGGCACUUCCGUCCCCAGGAGGGCUCUACCCCCCGCAAGCGGGAAUACUGCCGUCGCCGCUUGGCACACCUGGAACCGGCGUCGGCUCGCUGCUUCCACCAGGUAGUACGCCGUUUGGCAGCUCCCGUCCGUCCGGCCCAUUCGCGCCGGCAUUUGCGCGGUCACCCUCCGACAUGAGUGGAGUGAGCGCCACAAGCCAGCCGCCGUUUUUGUCGCCGAACCCGGAGUUUCACGCGAUGGUGGAACAGACGAACAGCACCAUCCGGCAACUCUCGCAGAUGCAGGCCUUCUGGUUGCAGCAAAUGCAGGCACAGCAGCUGCUGAUGAUGCAGAGUAAUCCGGGGAGCGCCGUCGGGACACCAGUCGUUCCAACAGGACUUGCGCCGUCGCCCGGAACGACAACACUGUUCCCCGGUGGAGCGGCACCCGGAGCAGGUGGAGUUCCAACAAUGGCCGGCGUUUCGCCUGCUCCGCCCGCGGGAUUGCCAACGCCAGGAAUGCACCCUGGCGACCAGCAAGUUGCGGCUGCAGGAGACCCGCUCCUAACAACUGCCGGCACUUCUGCCACAGCCAGCGUGUUACCACCUGCAGGAGCUUCUGGGUCAUCUUCAUUGGGCUUUCCUUCACCAUUGUGGCCCAUGGCGCUUCCCCCGAUGUUCUCUCCGCAGUACAACAGCGCCGGAGGACAGCAGCUAGCUCCUACUACUGGCAUGUCUCCAGCGCCGCCGGCGACAACGACUUCAGCACCCUCACCGCCGCAAAUGGCAAACACAACAAUCGCGGCGUCUCCGCCCCCGCCAGUUGAAGCCGUGUCGUCCUCUGCAACUGCUGUAGACAGGAGCUCCGCAGAGCGACCCCGCAGUGCCACCUCCCCCGCAGGUCCGGCUGCAACUGUCUUGGAGUCGCCUUUUGCAACAGCUGGCGCGGCGCCUUCUGGUAUGACCGGGAACGGUCAACCGCCUACACCGGCGGUGGAUACGCCUGCAGCGGCCAACGGAGUGGCACCGGCAGUUGCAAAUGGCGGCCAUACAGCACAGCCAACUGGGAAUGGGACCACGCCAACGCCUAGCCCAAACGGACACGCACACACGGGGGCGUCUUCAGGUAUUCCGGUUUCGACUUGAGUGGUUGGCUCGAAAUAAAUAGAUUUUUCAUUUCAAUCCAUGGCAUCCAUUGAUUUUAAUUGAGGCUGCAUUUUUCUGCACGAGCAUUGAAUGCUCACGCAGAUCCGGCCGCUCUUUUUGUUUUUGUUCCUAUACUAUAGUGAUAGUCCAGUACUACGAGUGAGUGCGAGUGGAUGAUUUACUGGGAGUGGGACUACGUUGAAGAUAAAGCCGUUAUUAUUUGAAACACAAAUCAGACACCCGACCGGUGCCGGACGCCAAUCGCCCUUCGGUCGAGCAAGCGGCAGUGGCGCCGGUAGCGCCCAGCCCCAGCGGGACAGCCACAGAGAGUCCGCCGCCGUUGCGAGGCAAUACCGAUAGCGUUUCCUCCUUGUCUGAGCUGCGGAAACUCCAGGAACAGAAGUACAGAGAGCACAAAGCAGGCUCCCCGACGUCCGCAGAAAAGCGACCGAGUGCCACCAAUGCUGCACCCAAGUCCCCGAAAAGCAGUCCUGGUGCAAAGUAACCGCGCCCCCCUCAUCCAACGAAUUGCAGGGGCCAGGUACUAGCAGCCCACCUCUUCCCGGAUAUCACAACUCUAUUUCGUUGGUGAUAGGUGAUUACCAUUACGGUCAUAGAACCAAUUCAUAGUGUGUAUGUUGGUUCGUAUGAUCACGAUCACCACGGCCAUAUAAUUUAUGAUAUCGGAUGAAAUUGAUAUUGAAGAGUGUAGUGAAGCAGCAGCUCGCGGUGGAGCUGCUCCUCAUGUCGAGCACGCCCAGGCGGGCGCAGUUCCUCAUUUAUUUUUUGUUCCGUACAAGUAUUUGCUCUGCAGACAUACGCUGGCGAAGUACAGCGAAAAGUCUAGUUUUUACCCUGAGUAGUUUAUACAAAGAAACCUUCUGUCAAACGAAAGAACUUUUUAAGUAAGCGAAAUACCACGACAUGCGACAACGAGACGGAGACAGAGCAAUAGUACUUUUUGCUCUACACCUACUUUAAAAUAAGAAGGCGUGUGACGAAAGCUGCAGCAUCUUCGUACUCAUGUUCCAUUUUCAGGAAACCAGGAAACACCCUCCACCGUUCUAUCGACAUACGAUCAGGCACUUUCGUUGGUUUUGCGUCCGUUUCCGUUCAUAUCGUUUCAAAUUUGUAUUUGCAGUAUGUGGACUGUCCUGACAUCAUUAUGAACAUGAAGC